This is a messenger RNA of Penaeus monodon (black tiger shrimp), 2178 nucleotides long. RefSeq names its product nucleoprotein TPR-like. The coding region runs from base 1 to 2178 and encodes 725 amino acids. The record is from RefSeq and is a predicted model, not a curated record. The transcript is spliced from 8 exons. NCBI's taxonomy places the organism in Eukaryota, Metazoa, Arthropoda, Malacostraca, Decapoda, Penaeidae.
AUGAAGAAACCAUUGCAAACCUUUGCCAGAAGCGGGGAAAGCAAGGAAGAUGCUACCAAAAGGAAUGACAAGAAGCAAAUGUAUGAAAAUCGUGUCAGUCAGCUUGAGAAGGAACGUGAUCAUUUAUCCCGUGAGGUGGAAAUGGUCAAUAAGAAGUUGCAGAUUCAGUUAAGGCAGCUUGAGAACCUUCAGAAACAGGCAGCUGGGACUUCUAAACCAUCAACAAGUGGAGUGCCUUCAGAAAAAACAGGCUUUGAGCCUCCUCCAACAGCCAACAUAAAACCAAUGAAUGCCCCAGUUGCCCCUUCAGCCUCACCCAGGUCCCAGACAGCAACUCAAGUUGUUCCACCAUCCCGAGCCAUUCCCACUGCAAGUAUUCGACCCAUGGCUCCUCCUUCUGGAGGUUCUGCUCCUCCCCAGGGAUCAACAGUGGUUGUUGUAUCGCCACUAGAAACUCAUAGUGAUGGUAUGGUUUCUUCCACUGUGACUCUCCCCCAGGCCACAGUUACUCCAACUCCUGCCAUUUCUGCACCAACCUUGCUGACAACAGCCACUACAACCCCUGCUGCCACCACAAUGACUAGCACAUUAACUGCUACUGUAUCACCUACUCCAGCCUCUGCCUCUCUAACCACUCCAGUGGCUCCAGCUGUUGCCCUACCAUCCACACCUUCCUCCCAGUCAACACAGCCUUCUGCUUCACAGUCCACUUUGGCCAGUCAGUCAUCUUCAGUAUCACAGUCAUCUGCAAUUGCAGAAUCAUCUCCAGCCUCUCAGCCUACAUCUAGUGGUCCAACUGUUCAGAUGACCAAGUCAUCAGGUCAUCUUCAGACUGCUGCUGCUGCCUCAUCGACAGGGACUGCUCAGUCCACUUUGGCAAGUCAGUCUUCAUCAGGUGGCCAGUCGGGAACAGCCAGCACUUCUAUUGUAGUGCCAAUUGUAUCUGCAGUGCCAGCAUCUCCUGCACAGCAUGCUAGGCAGGACACUCAAGAGGUAUCAGCUGAUGCUUUGGUCUCACAAGCUAUUGCCCUUGUAUCACCACUGAGCUCGCAGGAAGUUGCAGGACCUUCUAGUGCUGGUUCUGCAAAGAGAAAAUUGGAGCCAACAGAGGCAACAACUAAAGAAGCAAAGAGAGCAUGUGUAGAAGAUGAUGAAGCUGGUCCUUCAUCCUCACAUGGAGGACAGGAAAAUGAGGAGGAGCAAAGUGUUACUCCUGAAGAUCAUGAUACUGAGUACAUUGAUGAGGAUGAUGGAAGUCAUGGCUUCAGUGCAGGAAAUAACCAAGAAGGCAGAGAAGCUAGUGAGGAUAUGAGAAGUGCUGAUGCUGAGGCUGAAGCUGCUUCAGAAACAUCCGCACAUGUUGAAGAAUCAAAUAACGAAUCCCCAGAUGCCCCUAGUGAGAGCCAGAGACCUCAGCCAUCUGGUGGAUCAAGUCAGCCUUCUUCAUCAGGUCAAAAUGAGGGACCCUCUCAGACUAGCCCAGGAGUGCCACUCCCUAGGCCUGUUAUUCGGCAGGAAAGACCAGUUGGCCGUCAGAACUUGGCACCUUUCAGUCAGCUUCCUCACUAUGAAGAGGGUGGUGAUGACAGCAUUGUACCAUCGACACCAACUCUGUUUGUCCCAAGGCGUGGGGAUGGGUUCUCUGAAGCAGUAAGCUCUCCACAGGUUCCAUCUGGUGGAUUUGUGUUUGGCUCUAAUGCAGAAGUUGCAAACCCACCUCAGACAAGUGGAUUUGGCUCAGAUGGCAGAGGAGGUUUAAUAGAUGACACACGCAUUGAUUUGGGUCUUGAUGAAGGAAAUAGAUCUCAGCCCACCACCCCGCUAGGAGAUCUCCUACAGUUGAGAAUGAUUGUAACACCUUCAGAACCUAAAGCUUCAGUGUCAACUGAACUUGGAGCUGAAGGUGGAGUGAGUACUAGUGAGGGAGAGUCAACGCGUGAACCACCAACAGUUCUAGUGACAGGAGGUGAACAGUCCAGUGGGGAAACAUCACGUGAUUUGAUUGAUGUAGAGGGUGAUGAAGAUGGAAAUGAGGAAGAGGAGAGCCAGGGAGGUGAAACUGAGGAGAGAGAAGGAAGCAGUGAGAUGGAGCAACCUCUGCUGAUGUGUCAAUGCCACUUAUCACUCCAAGUUCACCUCCAAUCCAGCUCGAAGAAUCACGCCGAUCACAUGGGAUAA